Molecule: messenger RNA, 1046 nt
Organism: Oppiella nova
Lineage: Eukaryota; Metazoa; Arthropoda; Arachnida; Sarcoptiformes; Oppiidae
Source: the annotation of a GenBank genome assembly
GUUUGUGACACUCAUUGAGGCUUUUGUUUUGAGUUUUGUUUUUUAAAAGCGUUUUUCAAUCGACAAAAACAACAAACCAUUGAACCAUUGAUUCGUGGUUUGGCUGUCCAUGCGAUCAGCCGUUUGCGUGGUGUCUGUCCCACCACUCGAGGCAUACGUUUGCUGACCACUGAAUCGCCGCAAAAGAUGCCCAUUUGUGAUGAUAAUCGACUCAACGGUAAAAUAGAUUACAAACAGAAAUACAUUCACCUCAAGAGGAAACUCAAGCUAUUGAUAUACGAGAAUGAGUGCUACACCGAAGAGCUUAAGAAAUCUGAGCGACAGCUGCUUCAAGUGAGUCGCGACAAGUCCUACCUCUUGGACCGACUCUUGCAGUACGAGAAGAUCGAGUCGUCGACGUCGGACUCGGAGGACACGCUGUCCAGCGAUUCGGACGCGGAGUCGAGAAAAAUGGACACUAAGAAGAAGAAGAUUGAGAGCAACGCCACGACCAGUGAGUCGCAGACCAACGCAAACACCACUUCCCGUAAGAAGAAGACAAAUACUCAAACGACAAGCACUUCCCGAUCACGAAGCAGUUCCACGGGAAAGCCUUCGAGAUCUCAGUCGACGGCCACACAAGUGAGCGUUUCGUUGCCCUCUUCGGCGCCCAUUACGACCACUCAAUUCAAAGGCGAGACAAUGUCCUCUGCGUUGCCGCCAUCGCUGACCACCACUUGCUCGCAGUCAUCGAAGGCGUCGGUCAGCAGCACCUCAUCGGUCAACAGCACAAUCGAUGGUCACAUGACUUCCGAAGAGUUGGAACGACAUCUGGAGUCGCGGCGACAGCCGUCAGCGCUACUGAUGCCCGAGAAAACUCCGCUAACAGUUCCCGUCGAGCUCUUCAGCAACGAGUCAUCCAAUGGUCUUCCAGACGAUGAUAAUCACCUCAACAUUAAACUCAUGCAGUAAUCGCAUAACAAAACGAUUCAUUUUCAUGUAAUCCAUUGCUUAAGAACUUUAAUCCAUUUAUUGAUCCGUUUAUUACAUAAUUGUGUAAAAUAUAC